This is a messenger RNA of Malaya genurostris, 2194 nucleotides long. RefSeq lists its product as uncharacterized. The transcript has 4 exons. NCBI's taxonomy places the organism in Eukaryota, Metazoa, Arthropoda, Insecta, Diptera, Culicidae. The coding region runs from base 250 to 1530 and encodes 426 amino acids. The record is from RefSeq and is a predicted model, not a curated record.
GCGAUUUCAGUCAGUAGAGCAACGCGAGCCGCUUGAGCUAUGUCGUGAGGGUUUGACAGUUCAGCUGGGCAGUCAGUCAGUCAGUCGAACGCAGGACAGGUAUCCAUAAGCAGUCAGGUCGAAAUCAGUCGCUGUUUUUUUUUGUUCUUUCUUUCUUUCUGUUGUUGUGUGUUUGUCGAUGACAAGUGGCUGGUCGUUCAGUUUGGUGUUUUUGAAGUGACAAAUUUCCGAAAGUGACGAUUACUGAACAUGUCGGUUCUACCGGGCAAUGUGAUCGAAGCCAUUAAGGAGCAUGUGGCUGCUCUGGGGAUGAAAGAUCCUAAGUUUGAUAUCUCAAGCGGAUCCCGAAACGGAGACAGCUACUCGGGAGAUGUGUAUCGUAUUGUAGUUUCGCCGGACGAAAAGGAAGUCGAGGAUUGUCGCAACAAUAACGUUGACGGCGCCAUCACCGAACUUCCAAAGGUUAUUAGCGUUAUUGCCAAGGUAGCGCCAACGAGCCAGCUUCGGAGGAGUUUGUACAACAGUUCGGCUCACUUCCAGCGGGAAAAGUACAUCUUCGAUAUCGUGUUGCCAACUUUCGAAAAGUUUCAGGAAACCCGUGGCCUCAAACCGUCGCGGAUGUUCAACCACUACCCGACGGUGAUCGCUUCCGACUGCAGCGAAGGACGAGAGUUUAUCCUGCUCGAAGAUCUGUCCGGACAAGGUUUCCACAACUUCCAGCGGACGGAACCACUGGACUAUGACAGUGUGUCGCAAAUUCUGGUUUAUUUGGCUCAGUUUCAUGCCGUUUCGUUUGCCAUGAAGGACCAGGCACCGGAGAUAUUCGAAAAGAUAAUCGAUCAACUGAGGGAGACUAUUUUCGUGGCACCGUUGCACAGUUCGUUCGAGGGAUUCCUCAAGCGGCAGGUCGACUAUGCGAUGAAAACACUGGAACACUGUCCGGCCAAGGGCGAUGCCGAUGUGGGCCGACGGUUGUUCCAGUUCCGGGAUGAGUACGGUCCGUCGAUGGUCGAGUGUGUGGAGAAUCGAGCGGAUGUGGUCAUUUGCCACGGUGAUUGCUGGAUCAGCAAUAUUCUGUUCAGACAGCGGAACAAACAAAUCCCGAACGAGCUGAAAUUCCUGGAUUGGCAGGUAUCGCGCUGCGGCACUCCGGUGAUCGAUUUAUCCUACUUCCUGUUCUGCUGCACAGACACGGACCUACGGACCCGGUUGCCAGAGUUACUGCGGAAAUAUCACACCGCUCUGCUCGAGCGAAUCGAUGAACUGGGCAGCGAUGGCCGAAAGUUGUUCCCCUUCGAGACACUGCAGCUGCAUUUGAAAAAGUUUGCCCGGUUUGGAUUCGGAAUGGCACUGAUGACCCUACACACCACUUGCUGCGUGGAGAAGGACCUGCCGGACAUAUCGGCCGCCCUGGAGAGUUCCGAACUGGUUGAUCUGGAUAAGUACGCCAAAGAUUUGCUGUACAACCCAGCCUACAUCAAGCGGAUGACCGGCGUCUGUCGAGAUAUGGUUAGACUAGGCUACCUUUAGGCGAAACCGCGCAUACCAAAAAAACGCGACACAAAGUGUUUGAGUUUUUAUUAUUCACCAUAAGCUACUGUAGGAGGCCUUCCAAAACCAGAAUGGGGUCCAACCGUACUUAGAUUAUAUCGUUUUUUAUAAAAAAAAGCAAACCACUUGAAAGCAGUAUUUUAAACCGGCAGCUUUUUUUUAAAUCGAUUGUGUUUGAACAAAAAAAAACAAAACAUUUUACAUUUUCCUCGGAGAGCAAAGCUCUCAAUGAAGAAAGGAACUUCUGAUGCAGGGAUUACAAUUAGUGUCUAAGACAGAACCAAACGUUAGAAACGGAAAAUUACGAAUCGUAAUCGGCAUUUAUCAUCACAUUUUAGUGAUUGGAUUGUACAAUUUGGAAUAAACUAAAAACGAAAAAACAAAACAAAACAAAUUAGAAUGCGGAUAUUGAAAAACUGUACUAGCAUAGCUUACAGCACCACCACCACCAUUUACAAAGCACUUAUAUACUCAACUCCCGCAUUGGUACUACUAUAUUUUACUUUAUUUUUAUUAGAUUCUAAGCAGACACCAUGUUACAAUGACGGCGUGUAUCUCACCAGUAUUCGGUGCCUAUCGGAUGAUAGAAUUAUAUCGAGUAGUAAAACACGACUGCCGAAAUAAAGAUAGUUUUAGGCGCAAA